Molecule: messenger RNA, 979 nt
Organism: Sinocyclocheilus rhinocerous
Lineage: Eukaryota; Metazoa; Chordata; Actinopteri; Cypriniformes; Cyprinidae
Product: calpain-1 catalytic subunit-like
Exons: 6
Coding region: 182-979 (265 amino acids)
Biological process (GO): proteolysis
Cellular component (GO): cytoplasm
Molecular function (GO): calcium-dependent cysteine-type endopeptidase activity
Source: RefSeq, a predicted model, not a curated record
UUUUGAGCUUCUGGUACGAUACUUGGACAUUUCCAAUCUGGCAACACUGUGUAGAACAAAACACUGCACACUUCCUGAAAACAUCAUUCAGUCUGAGCACAGUUCCAGAGUCAGAGCAAAGAGAAUAAGUUAAAUCUAGUGGGAGAAGACUGCUCAUUUAGUUUAUCAUUAGAAAAAAAAAAUGCCUCCACCUCUUGUAAACAAGAAACCCAGGAACGAAUCCACCACAAAAGACAAAACAGGCACUCUCGACGACCCUUUGAAAUUCUUGGAUCAGGACUACCAGGAGCUGCGGAAGAGCUGUAUCACCAAUAAAAAGAGAUUUGUUGAUGACAAGUUCCCUCCAGACAGCAGCUCCAUUGACCCAAAGAAGAAACUUGAACUGGAUCUGGACCAAAUCAAGUGGUUGAGGCCAUCAAAAAUAGUAGCAGACCCUCAGCUUAUUGUACAGGGGGUGUCCAGGUUUGACUAUUCCCAAGGAUCUUAUUUAGGAAAUUGCUGGUUUCUUGCUUCAGUCGGGGCUUUAACAUUUAAGAAGGACGUCAUGGACCAGGUCAUGUCAGCUGACCAGUCAUCUGGCAAAGAUUAUGCAGGGAUAUUUCAAUUCAGAUUCUGGCGGUUUGGGAAAUGGAUUGAUGUUGUCAUUGAUGACAAACUUCCAACAAUCAAUGGCGAACUCGUUUUUGUCCUUUCAAAAACAUCUAAUGAGUUUUGGCCUGCCUUACUGGAGAAAGCUUAUGCCAAGGUGUGCGGCUCCUAUGCUGACAUGCAUGCUGGUCAUGUGUCUGAGGCUCUGCUAGACUUCACCGGUGGCGUCCAUGUGUGCUUUGAACUAGAAAAACCUGCUAUUGAUUUGUGGAGCCUGAUGGACCGUGCAGCCAAAACAAAGGCUCUGAUGGCCUGUGGCUCCCAUCAGGGGGUAAGCAGUGACCUAAGGCUUGAUCUUUCAUUAACAGAUAUUAUCAUCUUGAUCAUCUAA